AUGAAUCUGACCCCAGAUCAGCCCCCAACCCAACUCUACGACCUUCAACGUGAACCUCAAAACAAAAGCAGGUCCUCAUCAGCCAGUUUCUUCAACAGCACCUUCUUCUUCCAGGAUAACGCCGCUUUAGAAUGGCAGCUGUUCCUCACCAUCCGAGAGCCUGGCACCAUUAUUUUGACCGUCCUGUACUCCAUUUCCUUCCUCGUGGGUUUCUUUGGAAAUGUCAUGUCCCUCAAAGUCCUACUGGGCCAGCAUGGAAGUGUACGUCUGUCGGGUGUGAGCGCCACCCGCUGUCUGCUAAUAAACUUAGCCGUGUGUGACCUGGCGGUGGUCUGCGUGUGCAUGCCUGUCACCUUGGGCCACCGUAUCUACACACCAUGGAUAUACGGAGACUUCCUGUGCCGCGCUGUGCCCUUCACACAAGCGGUGUCUGUUUCCGCUAGUGUCCUGAGCAUCACAGUCAUCAGCAUUAGCCGAUACUAUGCAGUUCACUCGCCGCUGCAAUCCCGUGCCUACUUCACUCGCCGGCGCAUUCUGGCCUCUGUCACCAUCGUGUGGCUCGUCUCCUCUGUGAUCUGCAUGCCAGUCGCCAUUGUUACCAGGCGUGAUGAAGUUGCUCUGAUUGACGGUCUGGCCAUCGUGUUACCCGUCUGUGGAGAAGUUUGGCCUCAGCCACGCUUGCGUCAGGCGUACAACGUCUUGCUCUUCAGCGCCCUCUACUGCCUCCCUGUUACGUUUAAUCUCACUCUAGCCUUUUUGACAUGUCGCCGACUGCGCAGCUCUGGCACAGAGGUUGGUGCUCGCUCCCUGACGGAGGUUCCUGGAAGGGAUGUAGACCUUCAGGAGCAGGUGGAGGUAAGGACAGUGCCAGUGGCUGUCCUACAAGACGAGCUGCAGCGUUCUGGAUCCUCUGCAGAGGCUUGA
Danio aesculapii is the source of this 924-nucleotide messenger RNA. Its product is annotated as orexin receptor type 2. The coding region runs from base 1 to 924 and encodes 307 amino acids. NCBI's taxonomy places the organism in Eukaryota, Metazoa, Chordata, Actinopteri, Cypriniformes, Danionidae. The record is from RefSeq and is a predicted model, not a curated record. Gene Ontology annotation, biological process: neuropeptide signaling pathway. Gene Ontology annotation, cellular component: membrane. The transcript is spliced from 3 exons. Gene Ontology annotation, molecular function: neuropeptide receptor activity.